UGGCGACACCGGGAUGGCGGUCGAGGGAUUGGGAGAGAAAAUUAACAUGACCUUGGAUUUCCUUUACUAAUGUGUUAUCGCAAUGAUUUGCAGCUGAGAGCUGAUCAACACUAUCGGCCAGAAUGCAGCAGGUUCAUCACUGCAAGCAACUCCUUGACCAGCUCCAACAGCAGCGCCUUGAUGGCUUUUUGUGUGAUUGUACUGUUGUCAUUGGCCAGUUGCAGUUCCGAGCCCACCGAAAUGUUUUAGCUGCGUUCAGCAACUAUUUCCGAUCUGUUUACGGGCUCAGUCUAGACAAUAAUGUUGUGUUUCUCGAUCACAACCACGUCAGCUCUGAUGGGUUUCAAAAGAUCCUGGAUUUUAUAUACACUGGAAACAUGAAUAUCGAUGGAUGUAAUGUCGCUGCAAUAGAGGCUGCUGCUGGUUACCUGCAGAUGGAAGAUGUGGUGAAAAUAUGUAAAGUAAAAAUGGAAUCACCUGUGAUUAAUUUGAACACUGUCUCUAAAGCAGCAUCUGGCAUACCGGGGAACAUAGAGCUAAGCAGCUGCUUCACCUCUACAGGGACAGAGAAGGACAUUGUUCAGGAAGGAUCUGGAACAAUGGUCAGCUGUGAAGAAAAGUUGCUAAAUACUCCAGAUUUCAGCCUUCAUCUCAAAUCGGAAGAACUGCAGAUGCAGCCAGCAAAUGCAAACACUGUGUCAGGAACCAGAGGCCAGAAACCAAAGGCUGACCACAAUUCUGUGCUGCCAGUGAGAGGUAUCAGUCCCAAAAACAUGCUCAAGUGUACUAAGAUGAAACGAAAGAGUGGCUGUGCUGUGAGAAGGGUGGAGAGGAGAAUACGCAGUGAAAGUACAGUACAGUUAGACACAGUCAGCUCUGCCCUCCAGCCUAACAAAGACUCUCAAUCAGCUUUGUUUAAUAACUACAAAAAUUCUUUAGCAGAGAAUAAGAUUAUUCAGAAAACAAACAGGAAACAGAGACGGAGAUGCUCUCAGCGGCAAGAAUCUGUAGGAGAAAGGAGCAAAUCAAAGCUGAUAACUGGAGGAAGUGGUGUAAGGCUGGUGGAGCCAGGGAAUACUGACAUGAAGCAGCUGAAAAUGAAGCCAAUUUGCAACAUUUGUGGCAAAGUAUUCUCUGAGGCUAGCAGUCUGCGCCGACACAUGAGAAUUCACAAAGGACUAAAACCUUAUGUCUGCCAACUUUGUGCAAAGGCUUUCACGCAGUGUAACCAGCUCAAGACCCACAUCAGGACCCACACAGGUGAGAAGCCCUAUCAGUGUGACAUGUGCGAUAAAAGCUUUGCCCAGAAAUGCCAGCUAGUCUUCCACAAUCGCAUGCACCAUGGUGAGGAGAAGCCAUAUGCUUGUGACGUCUGCAGCCUUCAGUUUGCUACUUCCAGUAACCUGAAAAUUCAUGCCAGGAAGCACAGUGGAGAGAAACCAUAUGUGUGUGACCGGUGUGGCCAGCGCUUUGCUCAGGCCAGCACUCUUACGUACCAUGUGCGACGUCACACAGGAGAGAAACCUUACAUCUGCGACACGUGUGGAAAGGCAUUUGCUGUUUCAAGUUCACUCAUCACACAUGCACGGAAACAUACUGGCGAGAAGCCAUAUAGUUGCCGGACAUGUAAUAAAAGUUUCAUCUCUUCAGGAGAGCUGAAUAAACACAGCCGAUCACACACUGGUGAAAAACCUUUUGUCUGUGAAUUAUGUGGAAAUUCAUACUCUGAUGUGAAGAAUUUAAAGAAACAUAGCAGUAAAGCUCAUGAUGCUGUAAAGAGGACCAAUAGUAAUGACCACGAGACAGACUUUGUUGACCGUGAAUCACAGGAUUCCAUGGAGCUGAAACCCUCUGAUCUACCCAUCCCACUUGCUGUUGCCAUGGGUGCGGAUCAGCAACAAAUGAUGUUGACUGUGGGCGAGGGCUCGUCUUUAUCCAGUGAACAGUUGUUACGGCCAUCGGUGUCCUCUUACUCUGAAACGCAACUCAUCUUCCUGCAACAAUUAUACUGAGAGGAUCACAGCACAUUGACAGGAGGGGACCUCAGGUCAUUGAGGGUCAGAGGGGAGCUCAGGUCGCUGAAGGUUCAUCGAGAGUUAGAGGGGUACUUGCUCACCAAGUGUUAAGGAGGAGUCAGGGGUUCUCAACUAACCAAGGUGUGAGAGAAGGAUCUCCAUGGAGUUAAAGGGGAAUACUGAGCUCACUGAGAGGACAGAAUCACAGCUUCUGGGUGAGAAAGGGAAUCUCAGCUCACUGACGGAGAGAGGGAGGGAUACUCGGCUCACUGACAGAUGGAGAUGAGCCAGGGUGUGUUUGGGAACACAGUUGUUUGCCUGUCAACUGAGAUAUGAGCUAUGAAGCAUGAAGUAUCUAGACUCCUCACUCCCCAGGGUUUGCUGCUGCAUUACUGCUGCCCACAGAUAUUGACAAUGUAGAUCCAUGUAUUUAUUUCCACGUUUUUUAGAAUAUUAGUCAUAGCAAAGCCUGUGCUGUUCACACGCUGGAAUCAUGGUAACAAGCAUGUUAUUUUGUUCCUGGGAUGAAUAUUUCUGUCUACUGGCCAAUCAGAAUGUUUGUGUCUGAUCAUGAUUUACUUGCCUCAGGUCUUGGGCAUGUUGCCAUUAUUGAGGAGCUGUACAGCCAUAUUUCAAGGUAUCUGUUUACUGUGAGUCUGUUAUCUGGUGCUGUAUUUAUAGUCAGUAUUCCCCAUCGGUAUGGUUACAUGAAGGUAGAGCACCCCUUUUUUUUUAAUCCAUCUCUCGCUAAUAUUAAUCCAUCAGCUCAACCAGCCCACUGCACACUAACUAUGGGUCUAUGUUUGCUCCUUGUUAAAUUCUCUGUAUCAGAGAUUUCCUUAAUUAUUUGAAUCAGUCUUCCAACAGUGUCACCCUUACCCUUUUGUGGAUUAGAAGGAGCUUUACCCAACCUGUAUUCUGCCUUGAUAGUUUGGUGGGGACAGUGUACAAAAUUCUUUACUCUCUAAAUAACCCCAUGCCGUACCUCUCCUGGGAAUGUUUGGAGACAAUGUAGAAGAAUUAGAUUAGAUUACUUAGUGUGGAAACAGGCCCUUCGGCCCAACAAGUCCACACCGACCUUCUGAAGAGGAACUCGCCCAAAUCCAUUCCCCUACAUUUACCCCUUCACCUAACACUAUGGGCAAUUUUGCAUGUCCAAUUCACCUACCCUGCACAUUUUUUGGACUGUGGGAGGAAACCAGAGCACCCGGAGGAAACCCACGCGGAUAUGGGGAGAACGUGCAAACUCCACACAGACAGUUGCGUGAGGCGGGAAUUGAACCUGGGUCUCUGGCGCUGUGAGGCAGCAGUGCUAACCACUGUGCCACCGUGUCGCCCAAUCUUGACUUUGUUUACAAAAGUAGAGGGAGCUUUACUUUCAGUAUAAAAGAAUAGGGGGAAAUUUACUAUGUGACCCCUGUUCUAUACCUACCCUGAGAGUGUAUGAUGGGGACAGUGUACAGGAAGCUUUAGAUGUUUUCUAAUUCACAUGUUAUUACACACUUCUGGAGCAGGUGGGACUUGAACCUAGGCCUUCUGGCUCAGAAGAAGGAACAAUAUAGGGAGCUUUACUCUGUAUUUAACCCUAUGCUAUCCUUGUCCUGGGAGUGUUUGGAGGAUAAUGUAGAGGAAGUUUUACUCUCUAUCUAAUCCUAACUCUACUUGGGAAUGUUUUAUGGAGAGAGUAGAAGGAAUUUUACUCUGUAACUUAUUGGGAGGGCAAAGGUUUUAACGGGCUUGAAAUUUGAUGUCCUAUGCCCAGAAGAGGUUAAUCCCAGGCUGUUGUGAGAGGCAAGGGAGGAGACUUCUUAUACCUUGAUAUUAAUUUUCAAAUCCUUUCUGGCUGUAGAAGAGGUGCCAGAGGACUGGGAGGACAGCUAAUAUGCUAACAUUACUCAUGAAGUUAAAAAUCGUACAAUACCAGGUUAUAGUCCAACGGGUUUAAACGGAAGCACACUAGCUUUCGGAGCACCGCUCCUUCAUCAGGUGGUUGUGGAGGACACAAUUGUAAGACGCAGAAUUUAUAGCAAAAGUUUAAAGUGUGAUGUACCUGAAAUUAUACAUUGAAAAAUGCCUUUAUUGUUUGUUGAGGCUUUCAUCUGUUCGAAUACCAUAAUAGGUGUGACACACAUACACAAAGACCCACAUGCACACACAUACGUGUACGUUUGUGGGGUAAAUUUGUACUUGCAGAGUUACAUUGUACUUUACUCAAAAACUGCAUGAAUUCAUGUAAAACUCUGUUAUCUCACUUUUUAGAUUAGAAUCAGUUGAAACAUUAUGGCACAGACACAGAACACAGGGGGCUAACACCUUCAGCAUAUUGUCUGGCGAACACCAAUUGUUACAGUUAACCUGAGAAUGUAACUUUUUUUUACACAUGAAAGAAGUGAAACUAUCAUGGUAUUCGAACAUAUGAAAGACUCAACAGUCAAGGUAUUUUUCAAUAAUUUCAGUUACAUCACACUGUAAACUUUUGCUAUAAAUUCAGUGUCUUACAAUUGUGUCCUCCUGAUAAGUGGUGCUCUGAAAGCUGGUGCUUCCAAUUAAACCUGUUGGACUAUAACCUGGUGUUGUGUGAUUUUUAACUUUGUACACCCCAGUUCAACACAGGCAUCUCCAAAUUAUUCAUGAAGGUAUACUGAUAAACCGGGGAAUUAAAGACCAGUGGUAGGGAAGGUUACAAAAUCAUUUGAGGGACAGAAUUAAUCUCUGCUUGGAAAAGCAAUGAUUAAUCAAGGUAGUGAGCAUGGCUUUGUCAAGGGGAGAUGAUGUCAGACAAGUUUGAUUGACCUUUUUGAGGAGAUAACUAGAUGUGUAGAUCAGGGUAGUGCAAUUAUUGUAGUCUACAUAGUCUUCAGGAAUGCAUUCGUCAAGAUGUUGCAUGGGAGACUUGGAGAGAAGGCAAGAACCCUAGGAUCCAUGGCAAUGUGGCAAUUGAAUCUAUAAUUUUUUUUUUGUUCAUGCGAUAAGGGUAUUGCUGGCUAGGCCCACAAUUAUUGCUCCGGGGGCAGCAUCAACCACAUUUGUGUGGGUCUGGAGUCUCGUGUAGGCCUGAUAGGAUAGCAGUUUCCUUUCCUAAAGGACAUAAAUGAAUCAGAUGGGUUUUUCCAACAAUAGACAAUGGAUUCAUGGUCAUCAUGAGAGUCUUAAUUCCAGAUUUUUGUUUCUUAAUUGCAUUUUAUUUCUAAAUUUCACCAUCUGCCAUGGUGAGGUUUGGACCCUGGGUCCCCAUGAUAUUACCUAGAUAUUGGCUGGAUUAACCUCUAAUGAAAAUACCAGGAAGCCAUCGCCACCAUCACUAAAUGACUUAGUGGCAAGAGGCUGUGGACCAGUAACAAUGGGAUUUAGUCCAGAGAAGUGUGAGGUGAUGUGUCUUGGGAGCAGGACCCUAGGAAGUACAGAGGAUGAGGGGGUCCUUAGUAUGUAUGACCACAAUUCUUGAAGGCAACAGACCCGGUUGAUAUGGUGAUUAGAAAGUAUAUGGAAUACUUGCCUUUAUUAAUUGAGGCCUUGAAUACAAAAGCAGAGAGUCUAUGAUGGAGCUGUGUAUAAUGCUGGGCCACAAUUGGAAUAGUGUGUGCAGUUCUGGUCACCAUGCUAUGGAAAGGAUGUGACUGACCUAGAGUGGGUACAGAGGUGAUUCAUCAAGAUGCUGCUUGGCUGGAGCAAUUCAGCUUUGAAAAGAGAUGAUAUCGACUGGUGUUAUUUUCCUCCAGUGGUGGAAAUGAGGACUACAGAUGCUGGAGAUCAGAGUCGAGAAUGUGGUGCUGGAAAAGCACAGCAGGUCAGGCAACAUCCAAGGAGCAGCAGAGUCGACGUUUCGGGCAAAAGCCCUUCAUCAGGAAUUAUUAUUAUUUUCCUACAGAGCAGAGAAAGCUGAAUAAAUCUAUGUUUUGAGGUGUACGAAAUUGAGGGACAGUGGUAGGAUAAAUGGCAAGAAAUGUUUCCCUGUACAAGAUGAGUCAGUAAGAGGGGGCCAGAUUUAAAAUUAGGACAGCAUGGGAUUGAAAGUAUUUAAUGAGCUCUCAAAAUGUGAGAGCAUACAAGACUGCAGUUCAAGUGCGAGACAAAGAAACUACCGUAGAUAGGUGCUUGAUGAUAGGGAGGUGUAACUUAUCACAUCCAUGCUUAUUUUCAUUCUGUACAGGCUACAGUCCC
Molecule: messenger RNA, 6176 nt
Organism: Hemiscyllium ocellatum (epaulette shark)
Lineage: Eukaryota; Metazoa; Chordata; Chondrichthyes; Orectolobiformes; Hemiscylliidae
Product: myoneurin-like
Exons: 8
Coding region: 123-2012 (629 amino acids)
Biological process (GO): regulation of transcription by RNA polymerase II
Cellular component (GO): nucleus
Molecular function (GO): RNA polymerase II cis-regulatory region sequence-specific DNA binding; protein binding; DNA-binding transcription factor activity, RNA polymerase II-specific
Source: RefSeq, a predicted model, not a curated record